CCACCGGGAGCGCUUCCGCCUCCCCGCUGUCGCCAUGGCCGCCCCGGCCCCGGGCCUGAUCUCGGUCUUUUCGAGCCCGCAGGAGCUGGGCGCGUCCCUGGCGCAGCUGGUGGCGCAGCGAGCAGCAUGCUGCCUGGCGGGAGCCCGUGCCCGCUUCGCGCUGGGCCUGUCCGGGGGCAGCCUCGUCUCCAUGCUAGCCCGCGAGCUGCCCGCCGCCGCCGCCCCCGCCGGGCCCGCCGGUCUCGCGCGCUGGACGCUGGGCUUCUGUGAUGAGCGCCUCGUGCCCUUCGAGCAUGCCGAGAGCACGUACGGGCUCUACCGGGCACACCUGCUGUCGAGAUUGCCCAUCCCAGACAGCCAGGUGAUCACCAUUAACCCCGAGCUGCCCGUGGAGGAGGCGGCUGAGGACUACGCCAAGAAGCUGAGACAGGCCUUCCAAGGGGACUCCAUCCCGGUUUUCGACCUGCUGAUCCUAGGGGUGGGCCCGGAUGGCCACACCUGCUCACUCUUCCCAGACCACCCCCUCCUGCAGGAGCGAGAGAAGAUUGUGGCCUCCAUCAGCGACUCCCCAAAGCCACCGCCACAGCGUGUGACCCUCACGCUACCUGUGCUGAAUGCAGCCAGAACCGUCAUCUUUGUGGCGACUGGAGAAGGCAAGGCAGCUGUUCUGAAGCGCAUUUUGGAGGAGAAGGAAGAAAACCCGCUGCCCGCCGCCCUGGUCCAGCCCCACACCGGGAAGCUUUGCUGGUUCCUGGACGAGGCGGCCGCCCGACUCCUCACUGUGCCCUUCGAGAAGCAUUCCACUUUGUAGCUGGCCAGAGGGACGCUGCAUCUGGGACCGCACGUAGCCCGAGUGGGCCAGGAACGUUCCGGGGCUGGGCCCCUGCUGGCCACCACAUUCUGGGCUUCAUUUUAGAAAAACCUCAUAGUGUUGCUGGAAGCUAACAGAGUCUGGCCACCAGCCCUGCCUGGGGGGCUCUGGGGACCUGGGUAUUAAAAGGAGUAUGGCUAGAA
Messenger RNA from Cynocephalus volans (Philippine flying lemur), 1014 nucleotides. It is a transcript of the gene PGLS, whose product is annotated as 6-phosphogluconolactonase. The transcript has 5 exons. NCBI's taxonomy places the organism in Eukaryota, Metazoa, Chordata, Mammalia, Dermoptera, Cynocephalidae. Gene Ontology annotation, molecular function: 6-phosphogluconolactonase activity. The record is from RefSeq and is a predicted model, not a curated record. Bases 35 to 811 code for a protein of 258 amino acids. Gene Ontology annotation, biological process: carbohydrate metabolic process; pentose-phosphate shunt.